Molecule: messenger RNA, 1235 nt
Organism: Triplophysa rosa
Lineage: Eukaryota; Metazoa; Chordata; Actinopteri; Cypriniformes; Nemacheilidae
Gene: selenow2b
Product: selenoprotein W, 2b
Exons: 4
Biological process (GO): positive regulation of filopodium assembly; negative regulation of apoptotic process
Source: RefSeq, a predicted model, not a curated record
CUCUCCUGACGCAGGUGUCCCAGGUGAGGUGUGUAGUGACUUGUUUUUCGUCUCCACACAUACAACAAGGUAACAACUGAACCUGCGCAGGCCAGAGGACGCGAAUCAUGGCGGUAAAGAUAAAAGUUGAGUACUGCGGCGGAUGAGGCUACGCGCCCCGCUUCCAGGAACUUAAGCAAAACAUCGGCGCCAAGUUUCCUGAUGCGGAGGUGUCUGGCUUCGUGGGCAGAAGAGGGAGUUUUGAGGUGGUGAUCAAUGAACAUCUUGUCUUCUCCAAGUUGGAAACAGGUGGUUUCCCCUACGAUGAGGAUAUCAUGGAGGCCAUCCAUAAAGCUAAGGAUGGCAAGCCUGAGAAGAUCGCCAGAUAUCGUAAAGAUUGCAUCAUUCUCUAGCACCUUGACCUCAGAUCGUAAUAACCAUCUUAGCUCAGAUAAGGUCACAUGCUCUGGUCAAGCUCUGAGCGAUGUCUGAUUUGUUUUGAAGCUCUUCUUCUGUCCUCUUUAUCAUUCUACUUUAUACAGAGUUUGUUGGACGUAAAUGAUUGCCAUAGCUCAAAGUUCAAACGUUAUGGUAUGAGACUUAAGUCUGAAAAAUUCUGAACCUGAAGCAGAGUAAUAAAGAAGACAGUAAAGAGAACAGUUAAUUCAAUAACUUUAAUAGAAUGUUGAAAGUUGUUAAAAUAAUAUUAUUUAAAAACAAUAUCAGUAAUAUUAUUUUAUUAAAAUUAAUCCUAGGUAAAGUUUUGAAGACUAACUAAUCACUUAAUUAAUUCGUUGAAAUUAUACUAGAACUCUCUAUUUUUUAUUUAAUAAAUUUAAUUGGUUAAUGUUAUUUUAGAUGCCCUUAAAACAAUUAUUCCUGUGAGCUCUAUAAAAAAUAAAUGUAACGCAUUUCUGAAAAGGUGUUUUUUUGGGGGUUAUUUAGAGUUCAGUAUUGUUUCUUUCAUACCAUAAAUGUAACCCUUAAAUUAAAAUAAAUACCAAAAUGUCUUCAUGCAUCAUUGUAAAUGUACUCAAAACUUUUACCACAAAAUUGUAUAAAGUAUUGUUAUUUUAGGGUGUGUUAUAAGUAGUGCAGAAAUACAUUAGUUUUAUUGAUGAGCUUUCAGAUUGUAAACCAUAUUCACCACCAGAGAGCACUUUGAACACUAUUACUUAGGAACACUUUAUUACAGUCAUACAAUAAAAUAAUUGAGUAAAAGUACUCUGUUUCAAUCCUCACCUCUUAAAUAUAAA